UUGUCAAAAAAAAAAAAAAGACAAGUACCCACGAUUGAUUUUUGACAACUUAAUGGGCAACUUCACCUCUAUAUACCCCUUCCAUUUUCAUUUCUGAACUCACCUUGAUAUUUCUCUCAUUUGUUUCAUCCACAUUUCUUUCCAUUUAUAAAUUUAUUGAGUGUUUUUUUUUCUAUUUUGUUAAUCUUUGUUUAGCAACUAAUUCAGUUGUUAGGUUAAUUUUCUAGGCUCACCCCAGUUCCCAGUAACUGGGGGAGCAGAAAGUUCAUCCAAGUCCACUGUUGAAUGGUGGUUGUACGAAUUGGGAACAUUAUCAAUGAAGUUGGAUUCUUAACGGUCAUCUCUACCUCCCACUCUCUAUAGAAGCUCACUGAUGCUCUAAUUUCUCAUUUCACUGCAUUCUUCUGGUUGUCAUAAAAAGGUGACAUUGGAAUUUAUACAGUUCUGACAACAUGAAGGGUGCUGUGCUUGUGGCUUUGGCUGCUACAAUUGGUAAUUUUCUACAGGGUUGGGACAAUGCAACAAUUGCUGGGUCUAUUCUCUACAUCAAGAAAGAACUUGAACUAUCCACCGCCAUGGAGGGACUUGUCGUGGCAAUGUCACUUAUUGGAGCUACGGUUAUCACAACGUGCUCGGGGGCCGUAUCAGAUGCUGUUGGUCGACGUCCUUUGCUGAUGCUCUCGGCCUCACUCUACUUUAUUGGCAGUUUGGUGAUGUUAUGGUCACCUAAUGUCUAUAUUUUGCUUUUAGCCAGGUUGUUGGAUGGUUUUGGAAUAGGGCUGGCUGUGACCCUUGUUCCUGUUUAUAUAUCAGAGACUUCCCCUCCAGAGAUUAGGGGAUUACUAAAUACACUUCCUCAAUUCACUGGCUCUGGUGGAAUGUUCUUAUCAUACUGCAUGAUCUUUGGAAUGUCACUCAUGGCAUCUCCUAGCUGGAGAAUAAUGCUUGGUGUUCUUGGGAUCCCUUCUGUUUUUUAUCUUUUAUUUGCAUUCUUCUACUUGCCUGAAUCCCCGCGGUGGCUUGUGAGCAAAGGAAGGAUGUCUGAAGCAAAGAAGGUUUUGAAAAGAUUACGUGGCACUGAAGAUGUCUCAGGUGAAUUGUCUUUGCUAGUUGAAGGGCUUGGUGUCGGGGGUGAAACUUCAAUAGAAGAGUACAUUGUAGAACCAGCAGAAGAGCUAGCAGGUGGUACUGAGAAAGGCAAAGUAAAGCUAUACGGAGCAGCAGAAGGCCUUUCUUGGAUUGCAAAACCUGUCACUGGACAGAGUGCUGUUGGUCUUGUAUCCCGUCAUGGAAGCAUGGUGGGCCUAGUUGAUCCUCUCGUGACUCUGUUUGGAAGCGUCCAUGAAAAGCUUCCUGAACAAGGAAACAUGAGAAGUGCGCUUUUCCCAAGUAUUGGCAGCAUGUUAAGCACGGCAGAUGCUCAUGUUCACAGAGAUCAAUGGGAUGAAGAAAACCAGGAUGUUGAUGAAGACGAUGAGCCAAUCGCUGAUCCUGCAGGAGGGGAGGAUUUUGAUGAUAAUGACUUGCAUGCUCCAUUGAUUUCACGUCAAACAACAAGCAUGGAGAAAGACAUGGGUCUUCCUCCUGUCUCUCAUGGUACUGUUAUGAGCAUGGGAUACCAUGGCAGUCUUUUUCAAGGUGCUGGGGAAACUAUUACUACUACAGGAAUUGGCGGUGGUUGGCAAUUGGCGUGGACUUUAGAUGAGAAAGAAGCUGAAGAUGGAAAGAAAUCUAAAGACUUCAAAAGGAUUUACUUGCAUCAGGAUGGCGGGCCGGCUUCUAUGCGUGGAUCACUUCUAUCACUUCCUGGUGGUGAUUUCCCUGGAGAUGGAGAUUGUGUUCAGGCUUCUGCUCUUGUAAGUAAUCCUGCACUUUAUUCGAAGGAGGUUCUGGGUCAAAGUCCUAUUGGUCCUGCGAUGGUUCAUCCAGCUGAAAUUGCUUCCCAAGGACCAACCUGGAAGGCUCUCCUUGAUCCAGGAGUCAAGCGUGCAUUGAUUGUUGGAGUUGGAAUUCAGAUGCUUCAACAGUUCGCUGGUAUAAAUGGCGUUCUCUACUAUACCCCACAAAUUCUAGAAGAGGCAGGAGUAGAAGUUCUUCUAUCUGAUCUAGGGAUCAGCUCUACAUCUGCCUCAUUUCUUAUCAGUGCAUUAACGACCUUCUUAAUGCUGCCCUGUAUCGCUGUUGCUAUGAGGCUCAUGGAUAUCUCUGGUAGAAGGUCACUGUUGCUUGCUACAAUUCCUGUGUUGAUCGCCUCAUUGGUUAUCCUAGUAAUCAGCUGCACUGUUAGCAUGGGUAGUGUAAUUCAUGCUGUCAUCUCAAUCAUCUGUGUUAUUGUCUACUUCUGCACAUUUGUUAUGGCUUACGGACCCAUACCGAAUAUUUUAUGUUCCGAGAUCUUCCCUACUCGAGUCCGUGGUGUUUGUAUUGCUAUAUGUGGCUUGGUUUUCUGGAUAUGCGACAUUAUUGUCACUUACUCCUUGCCCGUCAUGCUCAAUUCUAUUGGUUUGGGAGGCAUCUUCGCAAUAUAUGCUGUGGUUUGUGUCAUCUCUUUGGUGUUUGUCUACCUCAAAGUCCCAGAAACAAAGGGUAUGCCCUUAGAAGUUAUCACAGAGUUCUUUUCAGUUGAUCCUAAACAGUUAGAAGCCGCUAAGGCGGAGUAGCAACAACAUCUCAUACAGAGUUAGACAAAAGAGAUCGUUUCUUGUUGGGAGAUUAUUAAUUGUUGUCAUGAUUGCUUUAACUGAGAAUAGUUUCUAUUCAAAAACAGUUGAAUAUAGAAAGCGAAAGCCUCUCUAUAUUUCAAUAUUUUGUUGUCUCCCUCAAAUUGUUAUAUAAUGAUCAUAAUAAUUUUAUCUCAA
Molecule: messenger RNA, 2858 nt
Organism: Beta vulgaris subsp. vulgaris (sugar beet)
Lineage: Eukaryota; Viridiplantae; Streptophyta; Magnoliopsida; Caryophyllales; Amaranthaceae
Product: monosaccharide-sensing protein 2
Exons: 7
Coding region: 453-2660 (735 amino acids)
Biological process (GO): transmembrane transport
Cellular component (GO): membrane
Molecular function (GO): myo-inositol:proton symporter activity
Source: RefSeq, a predicted model, not a curated record